AUGUGCAAUGUAUCUCCGGAAAAGACCAACACGGUCCAGAGAUCAGGCGAGGAGUUGCCCCUGGGCUCGACGCCCAAUGCGCAGCGAACGAAUGCGAUGCCUGAUGCAUCAAGCGGAAAAUGGAUGCCGCGAUCGGGAUACUCAAACCACUCAUCCGCUUCGGCAUCGGCUUUUCCAAAUCCCAAUCAGGCACAUUACGGACCGUCUGCCCUGAACAUGAACCAUAUGGCCUACGCCCUCCCGACUCAUCAAUCGCCGACCUCGCCCUUUGAAGUUCAACAGCUCCCGCCCCAAUAUCUGCCGACGCACCCUCAGGUACUCCCAUACCCGAUGCAAUCCAUGGGUCAUUAUGCUGGCUCGAAUGCUGGAGGCAACAUGCCUUAUGCAAUGCCCUACGCGUCGGGCUAUAUGCCUUAUCCGAUGUCGCAACCAGGGCCUGCUCAACACACCACGGGCCAUUACCCGCAGUACGUCCCGAAUCCAACAAUGCAGAUGGUGCCGGGACAAGUCCCUCCGUACGGCGCAGGAUAUUAUCUUCCUGGAUAUGUCCCACUCUCCCGGCAUGGGUCACAGUCUGAACCGGUUCAACUGCGUAAUAUUCCAGGCAACCAGUCCCAACAGGGGAGCUUUUCGCAGCCAGUAUCUGGCGCGGCGUCUGGAACCUCUCGGACGAACACUGACAAGCGAGGCACGGGGGGAGAUUACGACGUGUCCAAGACCAUUGUGGACGGCUCCAAUCCCAAAAGACUUGCUCAGUCGGCAUCUACCGCCGUUGAUUCGCAGAAUCCCAGUCAGCCCUUGAUCCCUCCACCCGGUACUCCUCGCGGACCCCCUCGAAAGCCAAAACAAUCUGGCCACGCACUCUGGGUAGGCAAUUUGCCACCGGGCACCAGCGUGGUCGACCUCAAGGAUCACUUCUCCCAAGACGCAGUUGACAGUAUCGAAAGUGUGUUUCUGAUCUCGAAGAGCAAUUGCGCGUUUGUGAAUUACAAAUCCGCUGCCGCAUGCUCCGCCGCUCUUGCUCGCUUCCAUGAUUCUCGAUUUCAAGGGGUGCGCCUGGUGUGUCGACUCAGGAAAGGAUUCACUGCACCAGGGUCGGGGCUGAGCAUCGGUGCUGCAGGUGCAGGUGCAGGGCUAAACACAGGUGUCUCCCGGGCUCACCCCGAGGAUGUCCCCCGUUCUUCUACCAGUCUAGAGAUUGCGCCCUUGCGCGAGCCUUCAACGGCUGGACCACAGAUGGCUACGGCGCCUGCUCGAAUCUUGGAUCGAUACUUUAUCGUCAAGAGUUUGACAGUGGAGGAUCUGGAGUUGAGUCGUUACAGCGGAAUUUGGGCAACGCAGACGCAUAACGAAGUCAACCUGAAUCAUGCGUUUGAAAACACGGACAAUGUCUAUCUGAUUUUCUCGGCCAACAAAUCCGGUGAAUACUUUGGUUAUGCGCGGAUGCAAUCCUCCAUCAAUGAUGACGAAGAGCUCGCCCUGGAAAUGCCGCCUCGUCCCGACCCCCAUCCUGGUAUGACCGAUGAGUUGGAAGUCACCCUCACUGCCGCCACCGACAAUGCGCCGAAAGGACGGAUCAUUGACGACUCGGCUCGUGGGACCAUUUUCUGGGAAGUGGAAUCUUCCGAGGACGAAUAUUAUGCCGGCCAAGAUGUUGAGACCGGAAUCGAGGGUGCGGGAGCUGGCCUCAGCCCUCCACCUGCAUCCUCUCUUCCUCCAUCUGGCCCAGCUCCCACCAGCACCACCGCCGCCACUGCAACUACUAUCACCGUGGGGCCGAUGACUGGAGAUGAAGAAGAAACGCAGACUUUCGGCAAGCCGUUCCGCAUACAAUGGUUGUCGACUGAGCGGGUUCCAUUCCACCGCACGCGUGGGUUACGGAACCCUUGGAAUGCAAAUCGUGAGGUCAAAAUUGCGCGCGAUGGUACGGAGAUCGAAACGACCAUUGGCCGCAAACUGAUUUCUCUGUUCCAUUCCUCUUGA
Molecule: messenger RNA, 1983 nt
Organism: Penicillium oxalicum
Lineage: Eukaryota; Fungi; Ascomycota; Eurotiomycetes; Eurotiales; Aspergillaceae
Product: putative YT521-B-like splicing factor
Exons: 4
Coding region: 1-1983 (660 amino acids)
Biological process (GO): regulation of alternative mRNA splicing, via spliceosome; mRNA splicing, via spliceosome
Cellular component (GO): nucleoplasm
Molecular function (GO): N6-methyladenosine-containing RNA reader activity; mRNA binding
Source: RefSeq, a predicted model, not a curated record